Sorghum bicolor (sorghum) is the source of this 914-nucleotide messenger RNA. RefSeq lists its product as uncharacterized. The transcript is spliced from 2 exons. NCBI's taxonomy places the organism in Eukaryota, Viridiplantae, Streptophyta, Magnoliopsida, Poales, Poaceae. Bases 182 to 766 code for a protein of 194 amino acids. The record is from RefSeq and is a predicted model, not a curated record.
UGGUUUUGGGACAGGCAGGCCGGAAGGAAGCGUAAAGGGAAUGGCGGUGGUUGGUGACAGCAACAGGCCUCCUUCCUCCUCGCGUCGCGUCGCCUCCGCCUAUACCUGUCGCUCCCCCUGCCUCACUCUUCCUUGCACUAGUUGCGGCAGGCGGCAGGCAACGCCGUGGUGAUCUGAGAGGAUGGAUUCCAGGAUCUCCGUCCUCUGCUCCCUCGUCCUCGCCUCCUCCCUCCUGCACUGCGCCAGAUCCGACGGUAAUGACGCUCAGCUUCUCAAGGGCAUCAACAGCUACAGGUCCUCCCUCAAGGUCCCGGCGCUGACGGAGAACACGAACGCGGCGUGCCUCGCCGAGCAGCUCGCGAAGCAGUUCAAGGGGCAGCAGUGCACCAACACCACGGGCGCCAACACCGUCAUCGGCACCGAGCAGCAGUUCCCGGACUACCCCAAGUACCUGGACCACUGCCACCUCAAUGCGUCGGUGACCGAGGACGGCCAGGUGAUGCCGGCGUGUGUGCCGGGGCUCGUCCCCGCCGUCGUCCUCACCAACUACACCAAGUCGCAGUACAACAGGUUCUUGAACGACACCCAGUUCUCCGGUGUCGGGAUCGCCAAUGAGGGCGACUGGGUGGUGGUUGUCCUCAGCACCAGCACGGGCUCCGGUGACUACUCGCCGGCUCCGCCGGGCUCCAAUUGGGCGGCUUCGGCUCUGCCGUUCACCCAACUGGUUCUUUUGCUGAUAGGAUUUGUGAUCUUGCUCAUCAAGUGAGAGUUUGGUAUGCAUACAUCACAGAGUGGAGCUUACAUUUGUGUGGCUUAUGUUAUAACAUUCGGGGUUACAACUUAACUUGGCAGGUCUCAUUGGCAUUGUUAAGCAUUUUUCACUUGAAAAGAUCGGUUACGAAACAAGUUUCACA